AUGUCUUUACCGGAAUCUGAGCUCUUUCCAUUCAAGAAGAUGCUAUCAAAAGAGGAGCGUAAUCAAGUUAUUAACAAAUUAACCAUGCGUUUCUCUGAUUCUCCAAAAUUGGACAAAGAUUAUAGUAUAGAUAAGGAAGGCGAGCACCAGAGUGAUUCCUAUUGGAUUUUCGGUUCACAUUGUCCAAUAUGUAGAGAAAAUCAUAUGAGUUUACAAGGUAAUUGGUGGUUUGAUAAUCGAAGUAAAAAGAUAUAUUAUUAUUUGCAUUGCACUAAUUUAAAAGAGCCAGGAAUUUUUAUUGAUGAGGUAUUAGAAGCUUAUCCUGAAAAUUCAAAACCAAUUCAGAAGUUAAAAACUCAAUGCUUCACAUCACCUAUCCCUUGGAACAAUGCUCUUAUAUUUCCAAAUAAAAACAUAGCAGUGGAAGCAUAA
Messenger RNA from Entrophospora sp. SA101, 432 nucleotides. NCBI's taxonomy places the organism in Eukaryota, Fungi, Glomeromycota, Glomeromycetes, Entrophosporales, Entrophosporaceae. The record is from the annotation of a GenBank genome assembly.